Bradysia coprophila is the source of this 1412-nucleotide messenger RNA. RefSeq lists its product as uncharacterized. The record is from RefSeq and is a predicted model, not a curated record. Lineage: Eukaryota; Metazoa; Arthropoda; Insecta; Diptera; Sciaridae.
UUCUUUCACACUAAUAAAACAUAACAUAGACCGAAUAACUCUGAACGAGUAUAAGUUUCGGAAGUCAAUAUGGUCGACGAACUGACUGUCAUUUAUUGUUUUGGUAGCCAUUAGCUAAUUUUCAACGGAGCUCAAAAAACUGUUUUUAUACUGGUAAAUAUCCAGUAUCGAACCAUAAAGUCUUUACCAAAUAAUUGUCGGAUUGUUAGUCGUUGCCGUUACAUCGAAAUAGUUUGAAGAAGACCCAGUCUCAGUGCAAAAAAGUAAAUGGCUGAUGCUGAACUCGAAGCCAGCGAAGUUCUGCAUUCUUUAUUAUCGGUUGAACGCGUAGAAAACAAGUCAUUAACCACCAAUGUACCUGCAGAAACGGAUAUUGACGAUUCGAAUAUAUUGUGGCAUACACCCGUUCAGGGAAUGCAAUCAACAUUUAUACAUGGAGAUAAAAUAGUCUUGCAAUCGGAUCUAGCAACCAGUUACAACCAAGACCAAGACAAGCAACUAGAACUGAUUGAUGUUGAGUCGACGGAUAUGUUAGACACUGACGACGAAUUCAUUCGCGUACCGAAACUCGAUUCCAAUGAGAGUAAUAGAGACGGUCAAAUAGUCGACAAUGACGAUCUGUCUGACGAAGAAAUCGAGAACUCAGUGGAACAAGUAAAAAGUCGAUUCGAGUAUGGCUGCGAAUGUUCCGAAAGCUGUUUCAAACAUCUCGAUCCAGACAGUGUAUUUAAACAUCGCCUUAAUGUAGCUGAACUUACGAAAGAAGAACACGAUAUGUACCUGAUGGGACUGACCAUGGCAUGUUUGGCGAAUCGCAAGCAGACAUAUCGAAAUAAGGAACGUCAGCGGCAACGAGCGUCAUAUGUAUAUCAGGGCAGACGAGUUUGUUUAGAUUCUUUCUUGUACCUGGAAAAUGUGACUCAGUAUCAUCUGAAAAGGAUCCGAAAUCAUGUCAUGACACACGGAGUCACGCCGAGAGUGCAUGGAAAUAUGGGUAAAAAGCCGCACAACACAUUUUCAUUGGACAUGUACAAAAAUGCUGAACAUUUUGUGAAAGAGUUCCUCAAAGCGUACUCUAGCGACACAACCAAACCAAUCACAUUAAUCGGAGAGACAAAGUCUAGUAUCUACACGAAAUUCAAAGAGAAUGGCGUACAUCCGGAUGGCAAAAUCAUGGGAUUCACAACGUUCCGCCACUUUAUGCAGAAACAAUUUCCGAAUGUUCGUUUUGCACAAAAAAUUGAGCACACUACACCAGCGAAGGGUUCAAUAGUCAGAGAAAUAAUAUCCAGCACCAAAAAAUUUAAGCGCAACGGGUGAAGUCUGUUCGCUUAUUAUACUGAUGAAGUAAAUUAAUGGGCUGUAAUUUAGUGGUAGCCAUAUCUACAGUAAUAAAGUAAAUCUCAAUGAAA